Camarhynchus parvulus is the source of this 1421-nucleotide messenger RNA. It is a transcript of the gene OMD, whose product is annotated as osteomodulin. The coding region runs from base 98 to 1348 and encodes 416 amino acids. Gene Ontology annotation, molecular function: protein binding. The record is from RefSeq and is a predicted model, not a curated record. The transcript has 3 exons. NCBI's taxonomy places the organism in Eukaryota, Metazoa, Chordata, Aves, Passeriformes, Thraupidae.
GCUAUGUCUUAGACGAUUUCACCAGCACAAGAACUUGCUGCCCUCUACAACUUGAACUUCUCAGACGUCCAAAGAGUCACAACGUAUCAAUUUAAAUAUGGGGAUUCUGAGGCACCUAUUGAUCCUCCACCUCCUCUGGGCUGCUUUGGUUUUUUGCCAGUAUGAAGACUAUGAUUUUGAGGAUGAAUAUGGUGGGGAGCCAGAUCACCAAGGUCCAUAUUAUUUUAACCCAGAUGCCCAAGUUGAAGCUCGUUUUCCUUUCCCAGUUGAGUGUGCCAAGGAAUGCUUCUGUCCACCAGCUUUUCCCUUAUCCAUGUACUGUGAUCACAGGAAACUCAAGACAAUCCCAAACAUCCCCAGUCAUGUCCAACAACUUUAUCUGCAAAACAACAACAUUGAAGCUGUGCCUGCAGGACCAUUCACUAAUGUUACCUUCAUAAGGGAAAUUAACCUCAGCUACAACAAUAUUAAAUUCCAUAUGAUUGACCAUGGUGUUUUUGCCAAACUUUCACACCUAGUGCAACUUCAUUUACAACACAAUGAAUUGGAAGAAUUUCCAUUCCCUCUGCCCAGUUCUCUAGAGAGACUCCUCCUUGGUUUCAACAACAUUUCCCGGUUACCUGCAAAUGCAUUGGAAGGAUUGCCCAACAUGACCACGCUUGACCUUUGCAACAACUUACUUGAUGACUCAGUAUCCAAAGACAAACCCUUCUCAAACAUGAAAAAUUUAAUGCAGCUCAAUUUAUGCAACAACAAAUUACAGACGAUGCCUCCUGACCUGCCACCAUCACUUCGGCAUCUUUCUCUUGAAAAUAACUCCAUUUCUCAUAUUCCAGAAAACUAUUUCCACAGACUUCCCCACAUCAUUGCUCUGAGAAUGUCCCACAAUAACCUGCAGGACAUUCCAAACGACACCUUCAAUCUACCCAACCUUCUAGAACUUAAUCUUGGACAUAACAAAUUGAAACAAGUGUUCUAUAUUCCAAGAAGUUUGCAGCAUUUGUACAUUGAAGACAAUGAAAUUGAAAACAUCAAUGUUACUGUGAUGUGCCCAACUCUGGACCCACUGAACAUCAAGCAGCUAACCUACAUACGGGUGGACCAGAACAAGCUCACAAGCCCCAUCAGCACCUACGCCUUCUUCUGCUUCCCUCUCAUCAGAACCAUUUAUUAUGGAGAGCAAAAUGUCACUGUCAGCAGGCCAAGCCAGCUCAGAACACCGGUGUUCCGGCGGUUUCUGACACCAGAGGAAUUCCAGGAAGCAGAAGACAAUCAUGAAACGCUCAAUCAAGAAACUGAAGAAGAUCAUGAAGCAGAAGACAGCUAUUUUCAUCCUUACUAUCAAUGAAGUAAUCAUUGUUAAUAAGUAUAUAUAGAAACUUCUCAUUAGUCUGGGUUAUUCAGAUCUAUCCUAGAACAAG